GAAUAGCAAAGCAGUGAUCCACCAUGCCUUCCCUCUUCAGAUCCUCAGGCUGUCUGCUCUGAAGACCAAGCCCACCCUGUGGGGCUCCUUUCAGUUGGGCCAGCUGAAAGAAAAACUGGCCAUAUUGAAAAGAGAAUACAACAAAACAUUCCACAGGUUACAGCGUGCUGAGAGAGCUGCGAAGGUUAAAAAUUACAUCAAGAAAACGGUUACAGAGCAAAACCUGUUUGGACAGGAGGAAGCUCUGAAGAACCAUGCAGGAGACCUCAGUCAACUAUCUCCAGAGCUCCAGGAGGAGGGUCAGGCUGGAAUUUCCUACCCAGGCAGCACCGCAGAGGCCACACCUGUCCUCUUUAAGUCCGGGGCCUUGGAAGGCAGCUUGCCAGAAACAUCAGGCUCCAGAAGGACCCAUCAGUCUGGCCGAAGGGUGCUCUUUAAUUCUGUGGAGCCUACUCUGGGGAGGAACUGCAGCCUGCACUCGACCACUGAAACCACCGGAGAGCAGAGAGAAAUGCUCUCUUUGGCCCGGAGGGGAGAAACGGCGUGGGAGGGGCAUCAGGGAGAGCAUGAGAGGGCCACAGACCAAGACUCGGAAUCCCCAGACUUUAAGAUGAGUAGCAGCCUCUUGGACCCUGGCCAGAGGAGCCCCCCCGAGUCCUCCCUGCAGGCUAGCCAAGAAGGAAGUCGCUAUGUUACUCCUACAGUGUCAGAUUCAGACUCUGAACAGGGCAUGUGGAUGCAAACCGAUAUUCCUGGGGUAACGCAAGAACUUCCUCCUUCCCUGCCGCACACGAGUCGAGGAUCUUCACUUGACCCUCUGAGCCAAGAGAAUGUUUCUGAUCUGGAGGACUCGGCUGCUGCGAGUGCGUCAUGUGCCAGUGUGCAGAGCGUGGAGAAGGAAGAGGAGAAGAAGCCCGGGUGGGGGGGCAAGGAAGAUCCAGGAAGAUUGACGGACUCAGCGGUGACCCCUGGCGCUGCUCAAGGAGACGGAACUGUUCCUGAUUGGCAUAGAGAUGACAUGGAUAAUGGAGACCCUCCCAGCAAGAAGACGAGUGGAGAGGACGAAGGGCACAGCCUUGAAGUGGGGUCACCCCCCCUGGGAGGGGUCUCCCCCAGCGAGGGGGUGCUGAGCUCUUGCACAGUGGUUGAGGGACUCAUGUUUCCCCUCGAGUAUUACGUGCGCAUGACUCGGCGACUCUCCAGGCACCAGAAGGAGAUGAACUUGGAGGCGGUCAUUCAGAGCCAGCUGGGCAAGGGCAGAAAAAGCCGGAGGGUGACCCACAAAGAGCAGGCGGCGAAUCCAACCCAGCCCUCCCAGGAGCUCCCCAAAAGUGACGAUCGACUGAGCUCAACUCCCAGUGUGCGAGGGGAGGCUUCUGGGUCCCCACCUGUCUCUCUCGAGAGUGCCAGGUCCAGCCGCGGCCAGGGCAGGAGAAGCCUGAGGCUGAGAAGGAGGACCCAGAAGAGGACUUCCUUCAGCACAGACAAAGGACGCAGCCCGCCAGGGGGGUUCCCGGGUCCGGCUUCCCCUGCGGUCAGGAUGGUGGAGAAUUCUGCCUCUGCGGUGUUGUCUCUCGUCCCCCCGGGUGGGGAGGGGUCCCGCCUCGGCUGGCUGCCUCCUGGCCUGCCGCACCAAGAGUUCCACCUGCCCGAUGAGGAUUUCGGCCACCUGAAGUCCAAGAAGCUCAAAGUCUGCCCUGAGAAGCCGUUGGGGGUCUGGGAUGCUGGGGGAUCCAGCGAGGGUCCUACGAGCUCACCUGGGGAGGGUCCUCAAAGCCUCCUGUCUGGAAUGAGGGGGGUCCCCUCGGCUCUUUCUUCCCGUGAGCUGCUCCUCUCCCCAGGUUUGGACGGUGUACAGAGCCUUUUGCAAACCCCCGAUUUUCCCCUGGUGGGGGCAACCCCAGCUCCCCUGGAGUCCUCUCCAGGCGCCCUUGGGGCCUCUCCUUUGCAAGCAGCUGCGGCAGUGUCUCCUGACCCAGGAAGGGGCAUGGGGCAGCCUCACUUGCCGGGCCCAGCUGGAAUCGAUAGGAAGGCCAGGGGAAAAGCCGCCAGCUCAUCGGAGAAGCCACCUGAGCGUGACAAGGAGCCCCCCCAGACUGGCCCAGCAGAAGAGGAGGUCCAGGGGGAGGCACCAGCAGGCACUCCGAGAGAAGGCAGCUUGAAAAUGACUUCAAAACUGAAGAACGGCUCCGGCUCCUGCUUGGUGGACAUGAGCGCUGUGUGGUGGGAAGCUGCUGACUUCGCAGAAUUGUGCGUUGUGACGGCCGAGGAAAUGUCCAUUUCUCUGUGGAGGCCUCUGGAACUUGGCCAGUGGGGGAUGGUGCACACCUGGCCCUUUACAAAGCUUCCAGUUCUCCAAAUAGUUCCCCUGUCGGGGGCUCACAGCGUGGUGUGCGCAGUGCUGGGGCGCCUGGAGACAGCCGAGAUAAGGCUUUUGCUCCAUUCUUCUGAAGACGGCUGUGCUAAAGAGGAGCUGCUCAAAGCUGGAAACAUAAACGCCGUUCUCGGUCUGACCGAUAGGAAGCUGGUCAGCAGCGGUUGGUCCCUGCAAGGCCAAGAAGUGGAAGUCUUUUCUUUCUCUGAGAUGGGAAGGAGCCAUAGGAGCUGGGCUUUGAUGUCCCCGAAAGAGACCGUCUUGGCUUUUGCCGAUGUGGCUGGACUGCAGGAGGCUUUGCUUGGAAUGACCGCCAUGAACUGCAUCGUGCUCUGGAACCUGGGAACCGGGCAGUUGCUGAAGAAGAUCCGGGUGGGAUGGUCCUUCCCUGCGUCCGUCUGCCACAAGGCCUACUCCGAUUCGGGCCUCCUCUUCCUGGUCUUCAGCCACCCACACACCAAAGACAGCCAGCAGCCUGGGAACCCCGCCUUCCAGAUUGUCGCGCUCAAUCCCAAGACCGCCAGAAACUCUGAGGUGAUGCUCUUGGCCCCGCCCCCCGGCAUCCAAGGAAGGUACUUGGAGCGUGACGUGAGGGGCUCUUCGGCAGCAGCUGUCUUGACAUCUGGAACCAUUGCGGUGUGGGAUUUAUUUCUGGGGCAAUGCACUGCGUUGCUGCCCCCCAACUCUGGAGGCAGCUGGUCCCUGGCCAGGUGGUCAGUCACGGACACUUGCCUGCUGGCUGGGCAAGAAGAUGGCUCGGUUUACCUCUAUAGGUACACAGGGGGGCUCCACCCUGGUUGAGAGACCUGCAGACCCGACCUCCUGCCUUCCAAGAACUCUGGAGCCGAAUCCCUCGGAGGGCAGUUCAGGGACACGCCAAGCUCACAGUGGUGGCAUUGCGAAGUGCCCUCAAGGAGAUCCAGUUUUGUCAAAGGGACUCAGAAAUAGGCUUGGUCACAAUCUACCUGGAAUAUUUCUUCUGCAAACGCGCCAGAAUUAAUAGGAGCUAUACUGGUUGGAUAAGGUUUCGCCUCUUUUGGAGGCAAUUGCUCUGCACCUGUUAAAAGGAAUGAAACUGAUAAAGCAAGUGACACGUU
Molecule: messenger RNA, 3471 nt
Organism: Pantherophis guttatus
Lineage: Eukaryota; Metazoa; Chordata; Lepidosauria; Squamata; Colubridae
Source: RefSeq, a predicted model, not a curated record